AUGAUUAUGAAGAUUUUCUUAAUGUCAUAUUUAAUUGAAAAUGCUAUUAUGAGAAAUUUGUUCCUACCAAUUAAAAAUUAUUAUGGCUUGAGAACUUGUGUCAAAGAUGUCUCUGAUUUUGAAUUUGUCUUCAGAUACGACUCUGUGAUGAAAUGUCUUUCAAAGUGUUCAACUGUGGAGAAUUGCAUUGGUUGCAACUAUCAACUGGGCUUGAGGAGGUGUUCGCUGUUUAUUAACCAAACAAAACUUGCUACCAGGCACGACGUUGCAGAGUCAUGUGCAUUUUAUCAGACAUUACGGCAUAUAUGUCGCGAUCGUAUCAGCAUCGGUAAAGACGGUGCAAGUGUGCACGCUCGCGGUAGCACGCAUUCCCGUAUCAUGAACAAUUACAGCAAACCAUUAUCAUUGGAAGAAAAUGAAGAGAACAAAUUUUUUACAACCACAGAGUACUUUGGAUUCAUUUUUUGUGACGUUGAAGAGAAAAAAAUUUCAACUGAGACUGGAACAGCUGAAAUUGCUAAGGCAUUUUCUAGUAAGAUUUUAAAUGCUGGGUUUAUCAAUGAUAUUGGAAAAUUUGUUGGAACAUUUAUGGAUGAUUUGACUAAAAAAAGUCUGUUAGAAUUGCCAUGGAAGCCACCAGCUGACUACAAAAUGCCACAUUCACUUCACAAGAAGAAAAAUUAA
Molecule: messenger RNA, 684 nt
Organism: Helobdella robusta
Lineage: Eukaryota; Metazoa; Annelida; Clitellata; Rhynchobdellida; Glossiphoniidae
Exons: 4
Coding region: 1-684 (227 amino acids)
Source: RefSeq, a predicted model, not a curated record